AUGUCAACAGCCCUCCGCAUCGGCAUCCUCCUCGUAGGAACCGUUCAACUCCUCGACCUAGCAGCAAUAGACCUCUUCUACAUGACAACUCCAGAAUACCUGCAAGAAUGCUCACUGCCCCAGCCACUAGUCGACAUGGGCCGGCCCUGCGAGAUCCACUAUAUCGCGCACAACGGACCAAACGCAACAGUCAACACGACCUCGCAGAUGUCCAUACAACUAACCGACUCGCUCACGGGUUCUGCGGUUUCCCCAGGCAAGUUAGACAUCGUGGUCAUUCCCGGCCCACCACCUAAGGCUAUGCCGCCAGCAGAAGAAUACCUCGACUUCGUGCGCGCGCAUUUUGCUGCCGGCACGCCGAUAUUGAGUAUCUGCACCGGGGCAUUUGUUAUUGGGUACUCUGGGAUUGCGAAGGGGAGGGAAGUUACUGCGCCGCGGUUGCUGGUUCCCGAGAUGAGGAAAAGGUUUCCGGAGGCGAAUCUGUGGGAUGAUUCGCUGAGGGUUGCUAGGGACGGGAAUUUGUGGACUAGUGGCGGGAUUACAAACGGACACGAUCUGGUUAUUGCGUACUUGCGUGAACACUACCCUGCAGCUCUGGUGAAUACGAUCCUUCUUGCUGCGGAUAUUCCUUCCCGUCCAACGGCCUAUGCUAGUUCUGCGACGGGUGAUACUGUCUAUGUACUAUGGCAGGUUCUUAGGGCACUUCCGAAUGCGAUGAUUCGGUUGUUUGGGAAGUGA
Molecule: messenger RNA, 738 nt
Organism: Penicillium vulpinum
Lineage: Eukaryota; Fungi; Ascomycota; Eurotiomycetes; Eurotiales; Aspergillaceae
Exons: 2
Coding region: 1-738 (245 amino acids)
Source: RefSeq, a predicted model, not a curated record